AUGAUCCCCUCAAGAACUUUCUUGCGCUCCCUGCCACGAGCUGCACGGUCCGCGAAGGGCCCACGGGCGAAGCAGGUUCGCCUCCAGUCCACGACCGCAUCCUCAUCGGGCAGCGGCAAUGCUCAGGCCGGCACGUCCCCGUUCGCAGCCGGUGUAGCUGGUGGCCUCACAGCUGGAGGGCUUCUCUACGGCGCGUACUAUUUCAGCCCUACAGGCAAGAUUGCAAGAUCAGUCAACAAGGCCACGAAAGAGACGAACAAGAAGUACAAUGAGGUUGCUCAAAAACUCCAGGAAAACACCCCCGAUGCCGACCAGACAGUCAACUACAUCAAGGACUUCUGCUACUCCUACGUCACCUGGAUCCCUGGUGGGCGCCAGUACGUCGACACCGCAUUCAACGAUCUUGAGAAGGUCAGGAAGAACAACAAGGAGGACGCAGACCGCAUCCUCAAUGAUGCAUAUAAGCACUUUCAGGAGAUUUCCAAGGCAGGCCUCAGCAUGGAGAGCCUCCGCCGGGUGUACGAAGCGCUAGCGGACCUUUCCGUCAAGCUUGCCGACCUCUCCACCGACGCAUUGGGCGACAUCCUUGACAACCACCCCCAGCUGAAGGACAAGUUCGGCGGAAGCAUUGAUCAGCUCAAACAGAUGGGCGAUCAGUACGGCCCAGAGGCGAAGAAGCAGGUGAACCAGACUUGGCGGGAGAUUCGGGACGUUGUGGCCGGCGGCUUCACAGCUUCCAACCUGGACAAGGCGCGCAAGCUCAUCGAGGACAAGGUCCAGCAGGUCCAGAAGCUGGGCGAUGAGGCUUGGAAGAAGGGAUUAGAGCAGGCCAAGCCUUACUUGGACAAGAACCCACAAGUCAAGGAGCUAGUGGAGAAGAACCAGGAUGCUCUGAAGAAGGGCAACGCGAAGGAGCUGUUUGAGAGGGCCAAGAACGCGGUUGAGUCGGGCAAGACAGGCGACCUCGAAGGUUACGUCAACCAGGCUGUGGAGAAAGCCAAGUCCAAGGGCUCCCAGGUUGCUGGAGGUACCGGUCUGGAGCAGUAUAUUGGCCAGAUUCCCAACGGCAGUGAAAUACUGUCCAAGCUUCAGCAGCUGAAGGAGGUUGCGGAGAAACACACGGAGGAGAGCGAGAAGUUGGUGAAAGAGACGACAGAAGAGCUGAAGAAAGUACUCGAGAACAAGUCCGAGAAGGCCGAGGGCAUUCUCAAGAAGGCGAAGGAGGAGUCCAAGUAG
This is a messenger RNA of Diaporthe amygdali, 1236 nucleotides long. RefSeq lists its product as uncharacterized. The transcript has a single exon. The coding region runs from base 1 to 1236 and encodes 411 amino acids. The record is from RefSeq and is a predicted model, not a curated record. Lineage: Eukaryota; Fungi; Ascomycota; Sordariomycetes; Diaporthales; Diaporthaceae.